AUGGCCUCCACAAAUCUCCCCUUGACCACAGCCAUCGACUACGCUGACCGCACUCAUGGCGACGUCUCUUCGGCGAAGUCAAAAAAGGAAUCGACUUACGCCUCCAAAAUAUCUGAAUUCAGCGGCAUAGUCUCGGCUACCCGUGAAGCCUUCAUCCAACGCGUAGAUUCAGAGGAAGAAUCAAUCCUCGAGAACUCCGAGUUCAAGCUUCCAGGCAGGAGAUCCUUGUUCAUAAUCAUCGCAGGGAAUGCCUUGUUCCAGACUACCUUCUUCAUCGUCGUCUCUUCCGCCAGUGCCUAUGCGGAAUACUUGGGAGGAUCACCCACGUUCGCUGGUUUGACCAUCGGUGUCCCGGCACUGUGCUCUGGACUCGCCCUCCUAGUUAUCACCAGAGUGGAUGGAGGACGCUAUGAUGGACCAUUGAAUCUAUCCUACGCUGCCAUGAUCCUCGGCAACGUCCUCUACGCCCUUGCAUAUCGAGCGAACUGGCUAUACUUGAUCUUAAUCGGUCGUAUAGUGUCAGGUUUCGGCUUCACAUGUUUCCUAUACAGCAAACGAUACUGCUCCGACCCCCGUAUUGUAGGUAUCCGCCGGCGAACGACACUCGCAAGCUGGUUAGUCGUGGGCCAAGGAAUCGGUUUCGCCGCCGGCCCUUUCUUCGGAGGCCUGCUUUACAAGAUCGGUUUCUCGAACCCCAUAUUCAACGGCGUCACGAGUCCCGGAUGGGUCAUGGACCGUCGUGACGUCGGUCCACAUUCCCGCGAACAAGCUAUCGAGAUGACAGACGAGCAGCAGCCAGCGACAACAUACCAAAUCACCCGGGAACAAUGGGGUGUUAUUAUCUGCAUGUGCUACUAUUCCAUGACAUGCUUUUUCAUGCUUGGAAGUUGGGAAUCAAACAUCCCCGUCUUCACCGCCGAAGCGCUCGGCUAUUCCCCAUACCGCGCGGGAAAUUUCAUUGCCCUGGGCGGCAUUUGCUCCUUUCCUUUCCUUCUCUUCAACGUCUGGUACGCUCGACGCGUGCAGGACCGUGUCACCCUUGCGUUCGGGACGACGCUCGGCUUCAUCGGUCUUCUCAUCAUGCUCGCCAUUCUCCACACAGACAAAGUCACGUUCGGCUCCCUCUUCGUCUGCUGGUUCCUCAUCGCGCUGGGGUUCAACCUCGCCAGCACAUGUACCCUCAGCUUGCUCUCAAAGCAACUUCCAGAUGGUUGGAAUAGCCGCACGAGCAUGGCUAUUCAAUACAGCAACUACGUCGGACGGGUUACCGGUGCCAUUCUUGGAGGGGCAGGUGUGAAAAUAGGCAUGGUAAACUAUGUUGGGAUUCAGCUCGCUGUUGUCGGCAUGGGAGGGGUGAUGUACCUUACAUUAUGGAGGCAACUGAAGGCGAAGACUGGCUAA
Molecule: messenger RNA, 1401 nt
Organism: Cyclocybe aegerita
Lineage: Eukaryota; Fungi; Basidiomycota; Agaricomycetes; Agaricales; Hemipholiotaceae
Source: the annotation of a GenBank genome assembly